AUGUCCCGCCGCGCCCGCCGGGCGGGGAGGGAGCGGAGCCGCAGCCGGAGCCGCAGCCGCAGCCGGAGCCGCAGCCGGAGCCGCGGGCGGGAUCGGGGCCGGGGCCGGGGCCGGGAUGGGGAUCGGGGCCGGAGCCCGGCGGCGCAGGCCGAGCUGCACCAGUUGCAGCAGUUGCAUUUGCAGCAGCAGCAGCAGCAGCGUCGCUGUCGGGGCGAGCAGAAGAGGCGGCGGCGGGAAUCGCAGCAGCUGCAGCAGCUCCAGCACCUGGAGUCCUUUUAUGAAAAACCUCCUCCAGGACUCAUCAAGGAAGAUGAGACCAAGCCAGAAGACUGUAUUCCCGAUGUCCCCGGCAAUGAACACGCCCGAGAAUUUCUCGCUCAUGCUCCCACUAAAGGGCUGUGGAUGCCCUUGGGAAAAGAAGUUAAGGUUAUGCAGUGCUGGCGAUGUAAACAGUACGGACACAGGACAGGAGACAAAGAAUGCCCGUUCUUCAUUAAAGGCAAUCAGAAGUUGGAACAGUUUCGUGUGGCCCACGAAGACCCCAUGUACGAUAUCAUCCGGGAGAAUAAGCGCCACGAGAAGGAUGUGAGGAUUCAGCAGUUGAAGCAGUUGCUGGAGGAUUCCACUUCGGAAGAAGACGGCGGCAGCAGCCACCGAAGCUCCAGUUCCUCCGAAGGUAAGGAGAGGCAGAAGAAGAAGAAGAAAGAGAAGCACAGGAAGAAGAAGAAGGAAAAAAAGAAGAAAAAGAAAAGGCGACACAAAGCCGCUAAAUCGAAUGAGAGCUCGGACUGAAAAGCGCGCCGUUGCUCACCUUUGUCUCGGUUCCGGGAGGUCGGGUCGGAGCCAAAGCGCGGACGCCGGCCAGAGGGCCAAACGAGAAGGGUAACGGCGGACCGGGAGGCGGAUCCGCUUGAUGCCGGGUUAAUGUCACGCGAUCCCUUAACUCGGCAAGCACCGCCCCCCCGGCGAUGGGCGACUUCUCCGUCGGCAACCACUUCCUCCCUGCCCGCAGCCCGAGACCACCGUGCUGGUGCCGCGGUGCGGGGAGGGGUACGGACCCUGAGGGACCCAGUCCUGGGGUGCCCUCGAAGGAGGGCCUGGGCUAGCGGGGCCGGUUAGCUCGGACCCGCGAUGUUCUAGGCCCAAGGCACCGCUCGCGAAUAAAGCAGAAUGACUGACUUUUC
Ornithorhynchus anatinus (platypus) is the source of this 1184-nucleotide messenger RNA. RefSeq names its product RP9 pre-mRNA splicing factor (gene RP9). Bases 1 to 792 code for a protein of 263 amino acids. Gene Ontology annotation, biological process: RNA splicing. Lineage: Eukaryota; Metazoa; Chordata; Mammalia; Monotremata; Ornithorhynchidae. The record is from RefSeq and is a predicted model, not a curated record. The transcript has 6 exons.